Penicillium maclennaniae is the source of this 837-nucleotide messenger RNA. RefSeq lists its product as uncharacterized. The transcript has a single exon. NCBI's taxonomy places the organism in Eukaryota, Fungi, Ascomycota, Eurotiomycetes, Eurotiales, Aspergillaceae. The coding region runs from base 1 to 837 and encodes 278 amino acids. The record is from RefSeq and is a predicted model, not a curated record.
AUGCGCAUGCAACAACGCAAGGGGAAUGUUUACGACGAAGGCUCCAUCCAGGAAGACUAUCAAGAAACGGAAAUGCUCGAUCAGCAGCUGAAGAAAGCUACAAGGCUUAUGCCAAAUGCCUGGUGGCUACUUCCUUCACUGGAUAGAAUUUCCUCUGAUUUUGAAGUAGCUGAGAAAACUGCAAGAUUGCUGGUUCAAAUGCAUCAGUUCUAUCUGCUGGUCCUGCUGCACCAGCCAUAUAUCAUUGAACACCUCGAGGGAGAUUAUCAUAAGCACAGUAUCGACCCAUUAUCACCUGAUCACAUGUAUAGCAAGCUUGCUGCUGUAUCUGCAAGUCGCGAGGUGAUUGCCCGGUACCUUGUUCUCCGCAACUACCACCGGUCACCAUCUUCUCGCGCCAUGGAUGACAAGGGCUUCACAGCCUCACUCACUCUCCUUUUGACUCAUUUAGAUGGCCAUUGCCUGGGAAAUGCAAAUGUACUCGAACAUCAACGACCGCAUAAUCUUGGCAUGAUUGAAACGGUGGCCAAUCUCAUAGAGGAUUUAAGGGCUUCGGAUGAGCAAUGCUUCGAUGUUUCACAAGCGCAGGUCCUGAGACGCUUCAUCAAAAUAGAGGCCGAUGCAGCAGAUGGGUCAUCUUGCCAUACUCGAAAGGGCGAGGGGAACGAUAGUGGUAGAACCGAUGGCCUGGAGCUCUCCAUUCCAUAUUUUGGGAUCCUGCAUAUCACACGUCAGCAGAAGCAGAGAUCUUUUGGAAUGGAAAUACCAGAUCCGGAUUAUGUCAAGAUGUCAGAAGUCUUCCCAGAGAUGUUGAUUCCGGAGAGGUACAACUUCUAG